Messenger RNA from Amoebophrya sp. A25, 1121 nucleotides. NCBI's taxonomy places the organism in Eukaryota, Dinophyceae, Syndiniales, Amoebophryaceae. The record is from the annotation of a GenBank genome assembly.
AUCGCGCGUAUGUCGUGGUCUGGAGGAAGCUCCAGAGAUGCGGAAAGCGCUUGCGGCGCCGGUUACAGCUCGAUUAGUGGCGCAUGUGAGGCAGUAACAUUAAGGAAGAGAAAAAACAAAAACUCCACCUCUUAGAUGAAAAAAUCCUGGAUCUUCAAUAUGAUGAGACCACUCGCCCAGUCUACUCGAUAUAAGGGUUGAAAGAAACGCAUAAUUAUCGUUUCUUCGGUUUAUUCUUCAGGCAUCAUUAUCAUUUCUUGGUAGAAAAAAAUGGCAGGGAGACGAGAACGAGAAGAGUGUAGUAGGAUAAAAAGGGAGGUGUUUGUGUGGACCCACAUGGUCGCGCUUGUUCCGCUUUUCUCUCCCUUGUAAGGAAGUUGAGGGGACAUACAUUCACAUGGUGCUUUUAAUUCUCCCCUAAGCUAGACACUGCUACCAUUCCUUUUACUUCCACAAAGAAUAAGAAACUAAAUGUCAAUUAUUGACUUUCUUCUUUUUUGGUUCUUUCCUAGCUAGGUUGGCUCCACCCCUAUACGUAUAUCUGAACCUGCUUUAAAAAGAGGCUGCGACGGAGGAGGUAGCUGCCCCCAAGUUGUCGACCAAAGUGAACCCAAGGACAGUGCAUGGAAGUGCUCUGGCGUGACGCAAAAGUCGUUCAAACUAUGGCCAUGUCCGUUGUUCCACCUCCCUUUCCCAUUCAUCUGAUGCACAUGCGAGCUUAAGCUUAUACUUAGCUAUAAUCAGAAUAGCAAGCGAAUGCCUGAACAAAGUAAGUUCUUCUUGCUCUUGUUCUUCUUGUAAUGAUCUCUACUUGCUUAUUCUAUUUCUAUCUACGGAGCAUCUUCAAUAUGAUCUCUACAGCGUGCUCUUGUUUCUAUAUCUUUCUCUUUGCUCAUUGUUGUGUUUUUUCCUAGUAAGCUAGGUCUGCUCGAUCACGACAUCCACACAAUAUUGAAGAGAUCCCGGCGAGAUAAAAGCAUGAAUUCGUCCUGAUGAAAGCCCUUCCCACUGCCCACGAUUAACCUGAUACUCGAGCUUGAUGAGCAAAAAUUCUCUAAGGUUGAAGGCGAUGGCGUUUUGUCUGAAAGGUGCGUUGGCUUUGGAGCCGACCACUGUGACCC